AUGGCAUCAGCAAGGAAUCUAGUUGGUGAAACAGCAACAGGGAACGAGAAAGGGAGGGUGUUAACAAUGGGAGAUGAAGAGAAAGCUAAAGAGGACGAUUCACCUUCUGCUAAAAGGGCUAAAUUCGAGAGAUUUCCGUUGACAAGAUGGGAAUUAGCUGCUGCUCUUGGGGUCUUUUUUGUCUUUUCAGCUGGUUUGUUUUGUAUCUACUUGACAAUGCCUGCUGCUGAAUAUGGCAAGCUCAAGGUGCCUCGUACCGUUUCAGAUCUUCGCUUGCUUAAAGACAAUCUUGCAAUAUAUGCAAAUGAAUAUCCAGCACAAUUCAUUCUGGGCUACUGUUCUACUUAUAUCUUCAUGCAGACCUUUAUGAUUCCUGGGACAAUUUUCAUGUCAUUACUAGCUGGAGCUCUUUUUGGCGUUGUUAGGGGGCUUUUUUUAGUUGUCUUCAAUGCCACAGCUGGAGCCUCUUCCUGCUUUUUCUUGUCUAAGUUGAUUGGCAGGCCUCUUGUUAAUUGGUUGUGGCCUGAAAAGUUGAGAUUUUUUCAGGCAGAGAUUGCUAAGCGAAGGGACAAACUGUUGAAUUACAUGCUUUUCUUGAGAGUAACUCCAACAUUGCCCAAUCUUUUUAUCAAUUUGGCAUCUGCAAUCGUGGACAUACCGUUUCAUAUUUUCUUUUUGGCUACUUUACUGGGUCUUAUUCCUGCUUCCUAUAUCACUGUCAGGGCCGGCCUUGCUCUUGGGGAUCUCAAGUCAGUUAAGGAUCUGUAUGAUUUCAAAACAUUGUCUGUGCUCUUCCUUAUUGGGUCAAUUUCCAUAUUUCCUACCCUUCUAAAGAGAAAGCGAAUAUACGAGUGA
This is a messenger RNA of Dovyalis caffra, 855 nucleotides long. Lineage: Eukaryota; Viridiplantae; Streptophyta; Magnoliopsida; Malpighiales; Salicaceae. The record is from the annotation of a GenBank genome assembly.